UCAAGAUGCCGAAGGUUGAGGAAACUGUGCUUCAGAAUGAUCCCAGUGAAGCAGAGAGCGAGGUCUGUAGCCCUAAAACACCAGAGCAGAGCCAGGAAAGCAAGAGCUUCUGUUUAGAUAACCACUCUCCUGAGCUGAUAGAGACAGUUAACAAAAUUUCCAAGCUGAGCAUUGCACAUGAAAUCAUGGUAAACCAAGAUUUCUAUAUGGAAGAGAGUGUUUUAUCUACAAACAGUGUGGAAGGCAAGUUCAUGGAGACAAUGUACAAUGCUUUUUGGGACCAUCUGAAAGAACAGUUCUCAAGUACUCCUCCUGAUUUCACCUGUGCUCUUGAACUUCUAAAAGAAGUUAAAGAGAUCUUGCUAUCACUGCUGUUACCACGCCAGAAACACCUAAGAAAUGAGAUUGAAGAAGCUUUGGACAUAGAUCUCCUCAAGCAGGAAGCAGAACAUGAGACCCUGGAUGUCCCUCAGCUUUCUAACUACAUUCUCAAUUUGAUGGCCCUACUGUGUGCACCAGUUCGAGAUGAAGCCGUGCAAGAACUAGAGACCAUAACAGAUCCAGUGCAAUUACUGAGGGGCAUCUUCCAUGUUCUAGGCCUAAUGAAAAUGGACAUGGUGAACUAUACCAUCCAGAACCUUCGACCCUACCUGCAGGAACAUUCCGUCCAGUAUGAACGAGCUAAAUUCCAGGAACUCCUUGACAAACAGCCCAAUCUCCUUGAUUAUACCACAAAAUGGCUAACCAAAGCAGUCACAGACCUCACUACACCAUGUCUAAGUUCUCCUGAUCUACCCAGCUCAUCCUCCAGCAUGGCUUGUUCAUCUUCAAAUUGGUCAGCUGACAACUCAGAGCCUCCCAGUCUCUCAAUGGUGCUAUAUCAGGGCUACCUGAACCUCCUUCUCUGGGAUCAUAAAAAUGAAGAAUUUCCUGAGACUUUGCUGAUGGACAGAAUCCGGCUCCAGGAAAUGGGGUCCCAGUUGCACCAGUUAACUGUCCUGGCCUCAGUCUUGCUAGUAGCCAGAAGUUUUUCUGGUAAAGUUUUAUUCAGUUCACCUGAAUUUGUGGAUAAACUGAAAUACAUAAUCAAGACCCUGACCGAAGAAUUUAAGUCCAGGCCUGAAGAGGCUAUGAUGAGUGUGAGUGAACAGGUGUCUGAGGAAGUUGAUCAAGGCCUCAAGGACAUGGGUCUCACUGCUCUGAGCAGCGAAAACACAGCAUCUCUUAUGGGACAACUCCAGAACAUCGCCAAAAAGGAGAACUGCAUUCGUAGCAUCAUUG
Molecule: messenger RNA, 1281 nt
Organism: Carlito syrichta (Philippine tarsier)
Lineage: Eukaryota; Metazoa; Chordata; Mammalia; Primates; Tarsiidae
Product: T-complex protein 11 X-linked protein 1-like
Exons: 8
Biological process (GO): regulation of sperm capacitation
Cellular component (GO): acrosomal vesicle; sperm flagellum
Source: RefSeq, a predicted model, not a curated record